CUGACUUGGUACCCGAGAAAAACACACUUGACUUUCAAUCUGUGGGUCACCAGUUCGAACCGUUUUUCAUGUACCGAGGUCUAGACAGCCAGAUAAUAUAUCCAACCCUCGUAUAAUAGGUGUGUUUCAUUGCCUACUGCAUAUACCUACGAACAUGUCAGACGUUCCGUCCGGUGCCCCAUCUUCAUGCCCUGGUACAAGUAGCGAUGAAGCAGGAAAAGUUUCUGCAUGUGAAGGUUGUCCCAAUCAGUCUUUGUGUUCAAGUGGGCAAGCUAAACUCCCUCUUUCUGAACGUGAACCGCAAACAAUCCUAUUAAUUAAACGCCGCCUUGGUUCAGUUCGUCACAAAAUAAUUAUCCUAUCCGGUAAAGGUGGAGUUGGGAAAAGUAGUCUUUCUGUCUGUCUCGCUCGAGGACUUAGCCGACGUGAACGAAAUCAGAAAGCAAAUGAAGGCGACUGCAAUGACACCUAUCGUGUGGGACUACUUGAUCUUGAUUUGUGUGGACCUUCUAUCCCAUGCAUGUUUGGGUGUAUGGAAGCAAAGGUACACCAAAGUCAAUCGGGUUGGUCUCCUGUCUUUGUUAGUGAAAAUCUUAGCCUCAUGUCAAUAGGAUUUUUACUACCCAACCCUGAUCACCCAGUUAUAUGGCGUGGGCCUCGUAAAAAUACGCUUAUUCGCCAACUACUCACUGAUGUUUCUUGGACUGAAGAGGAUGUUGGUCAACUAGAUCAAGCUGGCAAUCUUGACUUUUUAAUCAUUGACACCCCUCCAGGAACAUCAGAUGAGCAUCUUUCAGUUGUUCAGUAUCUUCAAGCUGCUGAGUGUUUAGAUGGAGCAAUAAUCAUUACUACACCACAAGAAGUGGCUCUGUGUGACGUUAGAAAGGAAAUCGAUUUUUGUCAAAAACUAUCAGUUCCAAUUUUGGGUGUCGUCGAAAAUAUGACGGAGUUUGUAUGCCCAUCGUGUAAACACUCAUCCGCAGUGUUUCCGCCUACCACUGGUGGUGCAAACUCACUAUGCACUAAAAAUUACAAUGGAGGUGAUAAUACAAUGUCAUCAUCAUCAGAUCUCGAGAUAAUUGGUCGUUUGCCACUCGAUCCACGAAUAACCAGGGCUCUUGAUGAAGGUUUGUGUCCAUUUGAACUGGCCGAGUUAAAUUCUUCCGUCGGUGAACAGUCUCAUGAUUUAAUCGAUGGACUCAAGUCUUCUGAUACAGUUAUUAUUGCAUUUCAGGAUUUGUUCAGUAAUCUACUUAAAAAGCUCCAUGCUUAACUACACUACUUCCUCUUUGCUAGAAAUCAACUCCACAUUGAAAACCGCUUCUGCUUGAUGUAUAGUAUUUGUCUACUUUUUCCGUGUUUGUCUAAGAGUUAGAAAAAUGUUUUGGUUUUCAACCUUCCUCUCGAUUUCGAUUGACCAACAUCAUUUUUAGCUCAUAUGUGUAGAUAAUCUUCUCUUCAUUCCUGUCAAAUUGUUGUUUACCAUACCUUUCUUGGUCAAAAUAUAUUUCCUAUUAACUGGUGAUUAGUUUCCUUUUCUUUGCUCUUACCUAUCUAAUUAAAAAGUUGGGUUUUCUGUGUAGAUACAACUCUGCAUAGAAUCUGUUGUUGCAUAUCCAAUUCAGUUAAUUUAUUUACUAACCCAUUGACUUUUGAUUAUACUUUUGGUGGAAAUGAAUUUAAGUGGUAUACAGUGCAGUAUCUUCAAUAAAAGUCACAAAAGCAGGCAGUCAACCGGUAGAUGUUCUGGAACACGAACCGGGAUUGACUACUUAGCAGUACUGGAGGCAAGAAGACGAAUACGAAUGAUCUCUGCAAGAAAGAGAUAUAUAUACGGC
Messenger RNA from Heterobilharzia americana, 1838 nucleotides. NCBI's taxonomy places the organism in Eukaryota, Metazoa, Platyhelminthes, Trematoda, Strigeidida, Schistosomatidae. The record is from the annotation of a GenBank genome assembly.